CCCACAAUGCAGCACUUGGAGAAAACAAAUGCAGAUGAACGUGGUUCUGGUGUGCUGAUGUUUACAUUGCUUGUCAGCUGGAUCGGCGAGACUCCAAUCCGAAGCUUUCGUGGAUAAUACUUCAUGUUUCCCUGACAAGAUAAGGGACAGAGAGAAAGAGAAGACUGCUUGGAAAGAAGGGUAUGCUGGGAGUUGGCAACCAGCCCUUUUCAUUCUGCCAUCAUGUCGACCCAGUUGGAGCGUCUCUUGAUGAAGAAUUCGAUGUGAUGCAACUGCUGAAGCUGAAACAACUUUGAAUUCUCUGAGUUUUGAGAUUGAGUCAUGGGUGUGCGAGUUCUGGCGAUUCUGCUAGUUAUUCUCCUAGGAGAUUCCACUGCUGAUGCGGCUACAAAUCCGGAUGAUUUCAGUUCAAUUACGGGGGUCAAGAGUGCUUGGCAGAAUCCACCACCCAACUGGGUGGGGGCUGAUCCUUGUGGCAAUGCCUGGGAUGGGAUCAGCUGCACCAAUUCUCGUAUUACUUCCAUAACAUUGUCGAGCAUGGGUUUGACAGGUUCGCUUUCGGGAGACAUUGGACAACUAUCUGAGUUACGAAUUCUGGACCUAUCUUACAACAAGGGUCUGACUGGAUCUCUUCCUGUACAAAUUGGAAACUUGAUGAAGCUCACAAACUUAAUCCUGGUUGGUUGCGGAUUUUCUGGCCGAAUACCAGAUUCCAUUGGAUCUCUACGGAACCUGGUGUUUUUAUCUCUAAAUUCGAAUAGAUUCAGUGGGCUGAUUCCAGCUGCCAUCGGUAACCUAGAUAGGCUUUACUGGCUGGAUCUAGCUGACAAUCAGCUAACUGGAUCUAUUCCAGUAUCGAAUGGAAGCAAUCCUGGCCUUGAUAUGCUACUUCACACGAAGCACUUUCAUUUUGGACAGAACCAACUCGAUGGCACAAUUCCUUCCCAACUAUUCAGUUCUGAGAUGCAUCUCAUACAUGUGCUUUUUGACAACAAUCAGCUCACAGGUAGCAUGCCUUCCACUCUUGGACUGGUGCAGAGUUUGGAAGUUGUACGCUUUGAUAGGAACUCUUUAAGUGGUGCAGUCCCUGGAAAUCUCAACAAUCUUACAUCUGUUCAAGAACUCCAUCUUUCCAACAAUAGGCUAACUGGUCCGUUGCCCAACCUUACUGGCAUGGAUGCCCUCAACUACCUGGACUUAAGCAACAAUAGUUUUGACGCGGCAGAUUUCCCUCCAUGGAUUCCAACAUUGCAGUCUUUGACAACAUUAAUGCUGGAACACACGCAAGUUCGAGGACUGCUACCUGUCAUCCUUUUCAGCAUUUUCAGUUUACAAAGUGUGGUCUUAAGAAACAACCAGCUGAGUGGAACCUUGGAUAUAGGCACCAGCCAUAGCAAUCAAUUGCAACUCAUUGAUUUGCAGAUCAAUUUUAUUGAUGACUUCAAGCAGAGUUCCGGAGGUUACAGUGUCGAGGUGAUACUUAUCGGUAACCCGGUUUGUCAAGAAACAGGAGCAGCUGGGCAAAGUUACUGUGCCAUUCCACAAUCCAACACCUCCUCAUACUCGACACCGCCUAAUAAUUGCAUUCCAGCCACUUGCAAUUCAAAUGAGACUUCCAGCCCCAACUGUAAAUGCAGCUCUCCUUACAUGGGAACUCUAGUCUUCAGAGCUCCUUCUUUCUCAGGUUUAGGAAACUCGACUUAUUUCGAACACCUUGCACGCUCUAUGAUGACCUCUUUUCAGUCCUAUCAACUACCGGUAGAUUCCAUCUCGCUGAGUGAUCCACGGAAGGAUUCAUCUGAUAACUUUAAACUGAAUCUCUCGGUCUUCCCAUCUGAGGGGGUUAGUUUCAAUCGGACUAGCAUAAGCAGUAUUGGCUUUGUGCUCAGUAAUCAGACUUACAAGCCUUCAAAAUUAUUCGGGCCUUUCUAUUUCAUCGCCGAUCAGUACACGUACUUUGCUGAAGCACAAGUACCGACCACAUCCAAAAAAUCCUCAAACGUCGGAGUCAUCGUUGGUGCAGCAGCUGGUGGUUUUGUUCUCCUCUUGCUAUUGGCUCUUGUAGGGGUUUAUGCUUUUCGCCAAAAGACAAGAGCAGAAAAGGCUACAGAGCAAAGCAACCCUUUUGUAAACUGGGACCCAAAUAAGAGCAGCGGCAGCAUCCCCCAACUCAAAGGAGCGAGAUGGUUUUCUCUUGAGGAUCUUAAGAAAUACACCAACAGCUUCUCAGGAGCCAGUGAAAUUGGGUCUGGCGGAUAUGGAAAGGUCUACAGGGGUACUCUUCCCACUGGAACUCUAGUCGCCAUAAAACGAGCACAGCAGGGAUCUAUGCAGGGUGGGGUCGAGUUCAAAAAUGAAAUUGAGCUCCUAUCAAGAGUCCAUCACAAGAAUCUUGUCAGCCUUGUCGGUUUUUGUUUUGAGCAAGGUGAACAAUUGCUAGUGUACGAGUUCCUUCCAAAUGGUAGCCUCAAAGAGAGUCUCUCAGGAACGUCGGGAAUCAGGUUGGAUUGGGCAAAAAGACUCAAAGUAGCCAUUGGUGCAGCACGAGGUCUGGCUUAUCUUCAUGAGCUUGCUGAUCCUCCAAUCAUACAUAGGGACAUUAAGUCAACCAACAUCCUAUUGGACGAUCACUUGAAUGCGAAAGUUGCUGAUUUUGGUCUCUCCAAGCUCAUGGGAGAGGGUGAAAGGGGUCAUGUCACCACUCAAGUCAAAGGAACAAUGGGCUACUUGGAUCCUGAGUACUACAUGACGCAACAGCUGACCGAGAAGAGCGACGUCUAUAGCUUUGGAGUAGUGAUGUUGGAACUCCUUACUGCCAGAAGGCCGAUAGAGCGGGGCAAAUACAUUGUGAGAGAAGUGAGGGUGGUCAUGGAUAAGGAUAAAGAAUUGUACAAUCUGCAGGGGAUUCUCGACCCAGCCAUCGGUUUGGGCACGUCUUUGAAGGGUCUUGAGAGGUUCGUGGAGUUAGCAAUGAGAUGUGUGGACGACUCAGGCGCAGACAGGCCAAGCAUGGGAGAGGUGGUGAAGGAAAUCGAGAACAUCAUGGUUUUCGCAGGUUUGAACCCAAAGGCCGAAUCUGAGACCAGUUCGGCCAGUCAUGAGGAGGCACGUAAGGGGAAUUUCAGACAUCCAUACAGCAACGAGGACUUCUUAGAGUACAGCGGGGGCUUCCCGCCUUCAAGGAUUGAACCCCAGUAGGCAGAUCACAGUCAUGACCAGCUUCAGUGUCCAUUAAGAAAAUCAAACUUGCAUAAGUAUUCAUGACUCUCUCUUUCCAGAUGUUCAAAUUCUAAACUUGGAGCUGAUCAUUUAUCUUCCACUUGUACACCCGGUCUUGUCUUCUCGUGGAGAAGAUACUAUAUAGACUUGUUUGUUGAGUGAUUGCAAUCAUAUUAUCAAUCACAGUGCAGGAAACAUAUUGGAACAAUUGUCAUUCAGCGCCGUCGACGGGAGAAUUCACCAAUUUCUUGACAUGUGAUCGACUCGA
Rhodamnia argentea is the source of this 3487-nucleotide messenger RNA. Its product is annotated as leucine-rich repeat receptor protein kinase HPCA1. Lineage: Eukaryota; Viridiplantae; Streptophyta; Magnoliopsida; Myrtales; Myrtaceae. Bases 322 to 3198 code for a protein of 958 amino acids. The record is from RefSeq and is a predicted model, not a curated record. Gene Ontology annotation, biological process: protein phosphorylation. The transcript has 20 exons. Gene Ontology annotation, molecular function: protein kinase activity; ATP binding; protein binding.